AUGCAUCAGGCCAGCAGGCUAUCUAAGGCGCCACCCAGCCUGGCCAGCGAGCUGACCUUCAGCGGCACGGCGCAGCGAGGAGUGCCUGUGGUGUCUCUCAAUGUGGCGAUGGCGGCGCAGCCCGGCGGCGGCAAGGCAGCCGUGCGCUGCGGCUGCCGCGGCGCCUGCACCCGGAACUGCAGCUGCAAGAAGAAUGGCGAAUUCAUCCGCCCCUUCCUGCCCGAGCAGCAUCGAGCCUUCUAUUCCUCGAUGCUGAACCUGCUGUACAUCGGCGCCAGGGACCAGCAGGGCCGGGUGUGGGCCAGCGUGCUGGCGGGCGCCCCUGGCUUCAUCACCAGCGACGGCCCCAACCACCUGGCCAUCGCCCCCGGAUCCCAGCUGCCUGCAGACCCUGCGCACUUUGUGCCCGGCAGCUCCGUGGGUGGCCUGGGCCUUGACAUGGCCACCCGCCGGCGCAACCGCGUCAACGCCACCGCCACCCGCCUGGCCGCCGACGGCACCCUGCACCUGCGUGCGGAGCAGACGGUCGGCAACUGCCCCAAGUACAUUCAGACGCGCCAUGUGCGCCUGGAUGCAGCCCGCCUGGCGGCCUUGCAGCGCGGCGAGUCAGGCGGCGACAUGGUGGACAGCACUGGCCCGCUGGGCGAGGAGCAGCUGGCGCUCAUCCGCGGGGCUGACACUUUCUUCCUGGCCACCUGCGGUAGCAAGGCAGCCCCUGGCCCCGCCCCUGCCCAGCCGCACGCCGGCUGCGACGUCAGCCACCGGGGCGGGCCGCCGGGCUUUGUGGAGUGCGGUGCCGACGGGCUGAGCCUGCAGUGGCCUGACUAUGCGGGGAACUCGUUCUUCAUGUCCUUGGGCAACCUCCACGUCAACCCGUCUGCCGGCCUGCUGUUCAUCGACUGGCUGAGCGGCGGCGUGCUGCAGCUGAGCGGUACCGCCGAGAUCGCGUACGAUGACCGCAGCAUGCCCGGCGCGCAGCGCGCCGUGCGCUUCCGCCUCGCCGCCUGGCACUGGGCCCCCACCGCGCUGCCCAUCCACCCGGCGCCCGUGCUGGAGCGCAGCCCCUACAACCCACGCCUGCUGGGCAGCGCAGCAGCGCCUGCUGCGCACACCACGGCGGUGGAGUGUGUGGGCGUGGCGGAGGAGGCGGCGGGGAUCAAGACCUUCUCCUUCCGCGCGCCCCCCGGCUUCUCCUACGCCGCCGGCCAGUUUGCCAGCUUCGAUUUCGAGGUGGCUGCAGAGGGCGGCGCGGCGGGCGCCACCAGAACCCUCCACCGCACCUGGACGCUGAGCAGCCACCCAGCAGAUGCAGCGGCCGGCGGCGCCUUCACCAUCACCGUCAAGCGAGCGGGCCUCAUGUCUGGCUGGCUCCACGACAGCCUGCGGCCAGGGAUGGAGCUGCAGCUGCGCGGCGUGGGCGGAGAGUUUGUGGUGCGGCAGGAAAGCAUGCGGCCUGUGCUGCUGCUGGCGGGCGGCAUAGGCAUCACCCCCAUGCGAGUCAUGUUUCAGGAGCUGGUGCGGCGCCAGGUGCCCGCCGCCCUGCUCUACUCGGUGCGCCGCCCAGAGGAGGCAGCGUUCCUGCCUGAGCUGACCCGCCUUGCACAGCGGGCCUCCGAGGCAGCAGCGGCAGCGGCUGGCAAUAGCAGCGGCAGCAGCGGCGGAGGGGGUGGCAGCACAGGUCCCGGCGCACGCCCCGCGUAUCGCGUGCUGGUUACAGCCACGGGCGGCGGCAUCGGCGGUGGCCAGGGCUGGCGCAGUGGCCGCGUCGAUGCGGCCCUGGUGCGGGAGGCGGUGGGGGACCCAGCGGCCUGCGAUGUGUACAUGUGCGGGCCGGGCGGGUUCAUGGACGCGGCCACAGCGCUGCUGGAGGGGCUGGGAGUGGACCCGGCGAACAUCCACACAGAGAGCUUCGAUUUCUGA
Messenger RNA from Chlorella variabilis, 1920 nucleotides. RefSeq lists its product as hypothetical. The record is from RefSeq and is a predicted model, not a curated record. Gene Ontology annotation, molecular function: oxidoreductase activity. The transcript has 7 exons. Lineage: Eukaryota; Viridiplantae; Chlorophyta; Trebouxiophyceae; Chlorellales; Chlorellaceae. Bases 1 to 1920 code for a protein of 639 amino acids.